This is a messenger RNA of Anarrhichthys ocellatus (wolf-eel), 3043 nucleotides long. Its product is annotated as thyrotropin receptor-like. The record is from RefSeq and is a predicted model, not a curated record. The transcript is spliced from 12 exons. Gene Ontology annotation, molecular function: G protein-coupled peptide receptor activity; thyroid-stimulating hormone receptor activity. Gene Ontology annotation, cellular component: plasma membrane. Gene Ontology annotation, biological process: activation of adenylate cyclase activity; hormone-mediated signaling pathway; adenylate cyclase-activating G protein-coupled receptor signaling pathway. The coding region runs from base 165 to 2240 and encodes 691 amino acids. NCBI's taxonomy places the organism in Eukaryota, Metazoa, Chordata, Actinopteri, Perciformes, Anarhichadidae.
CUUCAUACUGGGUUUAUGGCACUUCUGAGAACUGAACUUGUUUGUGUUUGUGGUGAGAGGUUGCGGACAGUAGUACUUUCGAGGUCACUCUCCUGGAAUAUUGUCCAACUCAUUGCAAGUGUGACUGGGACAUCUACAGUGUGUCAUGUGUUGGAGCUGAGGUCAUGCCUGUAUUCCCUUCCAGCACACAGGAGGUGUGGCUUGUGGGGACCAAACUUUCUUUUCUUCCUCAGAAUGCAUUUACCAACUUGGCCAACAUUGCUCACAUAUACAUCUCUGAUGAUGAUACUAUAAGAUAUCUUGAGAGGCAUUCUUUCCACAACCUGUCCAGGGUCACUCACAUACAACUAACUGGUAUCAAAACACUGUCAUACAUCGACCAAGAGGCAUUUAAAAAUCUGCCUAAUUUAAAGUACCUUGGGAUCACCAAUACAGGUCUCACCUCCUUUCCUGGGCUACAAUAUAUUCAGUCCAGCAAAGAGGAUUUUAUUUUGGAGAUAGUGGAGAAUGUCUUCCUAAAAGUUAUACCUGCUAAUUCUUUCACUGGGAUAUCUGAGAAAGCUUUGACCAUCAUGCUGAAUAGCAAUGGUGUGAAAGAGAUCCAGCAAUAUGCCUUCAAUGGGAGCAGAUUGGAGGAAGUGUAUCUUCACAGGAAUAUGGAUCUGGAACGAAUAGAUGAAUUAGCAUUUUAUGGCGUGAUUCACGGCCCAACGCAAUUAGACCUUUCAGAAACCAAAGUUAGCUCUCUUCCUUUAAUGGGUUUGGAGACCAUUGAAAAGCUCCAAGCUAAAAACACUUGGACCCUCAAAGAACUGCCCCCCUUCAAGGCCUUUGUCCAUUUACAAAUUGCUGAAUUGACCUUCCCAAGCCAUUGUUGCGGUCUCAAAACAUUGAAAAGAUGGAGAGGAAACUCUGAAGCAGUUAUUUGCAACCUGACCCGGACUGCUUUGGAAAAGCUGCAGGAAUCCUCUGCAGCUUUCUCUCAGAGGUAUCUGGGACACAAAAUCUACCAUCAUCUGAACGACAGCUUUGGUCUCCCAGCUGCCGACAGCAGAAAUCACAAUCAUUGUUAUAACAGCCCCAUUUGCCCAACUGAACAGUCUCAAAAUGAGGGUUUGUUUUACGUGGAGUUACCUACAGAGCAUCCCAAUGAAGGUUUUGACUUUGCACUGUGUGAUGAACUUCACACAGAUAAUCAUGGACUCUUGUGCACCCCUCUGCCAGAUGCCCUGAACCCCUGUGAGGAUGUGAUGAGUCAAGGCUUCCUGAGGGUGUUGGUCUGGGUGGUCAGUCCAUUGGCCAUUUCAGCCAACUUCCUGGUGAUGUUCAUCCUGCUGACCAGCCAACAGAAGUUGUCCGUUACCCGUUUCCUCUUGGGUCACCUGGCAUUUGCAGACUUCUGUAUGGGGAUAUACUUACUGCUUGUUGCGUCAGUCGACCUCUACACACGCUCCCAUUAUUACCACUAUGCUAUUGCCUGGCAAACAGGAGGUGGCUGCAAUCUAGCUGGAACAAUAUCAGUGUUUGCCAGCGAGCUAUCUGUCUACACAUUAACUUUAAUCAGCCUUCAGCGCUGGCAUGCUAUCUUCUACGCAAUGAGGGCGGACAGAAAAAUCAGGUUACGCCAUGCAGCUGUGUUUAUGCUCGUCGGCUGGUUGCUGUGUGUGAUCCUAGCAGUGCUUCCAUUGGUUGGUGUGAGCAGUUACCAGAAAGUGAGCAUCUGCUUACCCAUGGACACUGAGACAACUGCUGCUCGGGCCUAUGUGGUCUCUGUGCUGAUGGUUAAUGUCGUAGCUUUUAUGGUGGUAUGUUUAUGUUACCUCCACAUCUACUGUAUGGUGCACAAUCCCCAGCACCAGUCCAGCAGAAGCGAUACCAGCAUGGCCAAACGCAUGGCUGUUCUAAUUUUCACCAACUUUCUGUGUCUGGCUCCCAUUUGCUUCUAUGGCUUGUCUGCGGCUCUCCACCAACCAUUGAUGACUGUCACAGAUUCCAAGGUGCUGCUGGUGCUUUUCUAUCCUCUCAACUCUUGUGCACACCCAUUUUUUUAUGCUAUCCUGACAAAGGCAUUUCACAGAGACAUCCUGAUGUUGCUGAGCCGAAUGGGGCUGUGCCAGCGGCAAGCACACCUCUAUCGAAGCCAACUUGUCAGUAUACUGCCCUACAGCCCAGCCCCCAUACCCCAAAAUGCUCAAGUACAGGAAUUGCCAGGCUGCAAGAUGUCCCAAAAUUGCUUUUAAUUAUUAAUUAAUGAAUUUUUUUCUUGUAGUAAUAGAUCUCAAAAACAAUAAUUAUACUUUAUCCUAGAAGUCCUAGAAGUCCAAUUCACAGAAUUUAACCAUUACACAGUAUACCGUGGCCUCUUAAAAUUUGUGAUCCAUUAAUUUCUGGUAUCAGUUUGCCUGGACAUCUCCGGUUGUUUCUGCUUCCAAAAUAAUGAUAAAUAUUAAUCUUUAGGAAAUGACAGCAACGGUUUAGACUUCGUCUGUGGGGGAAAGAUGAGUGGAAAUGUGUCUAAAACUGCAUAGAAGAUGUAAAGAUAAGGAUAACUCAGAGAUAAGAGUGUGAGAAAGUAAAGGUAUCAGUAUGCUUCAGAUACACCGUCUGAAAACCCCUCGCCUAUCUGAUUGUUCGUGUAACUUUUCCAAACAAGCACUAUCACGAUCACACCCACUUUACAUAGCGUUUGGUCAGGUGUGGGAAGGAAGGCAGGGUCACUUUUUGACGGUACAACCAAGUGCAACAUCAUGAAUAUAUUAUAGAAUAUUAGUAAUUAUUUAUGUUCAUAAAAGAACAUGGAAAAAACAUGAAGGAAAACAUGUAUGUAUCUCUAAGGGCCUUUGCUUUGCUCAGAGGCCAUCAUUAUCAUAAUAACACUAUGGACAACAAAAUUCAGACGGCUGGCGUUACCGGAGUUUCGCACUUUAAUCUCAGAGAGUGUCCAAGUAUUUUCCUUAUAAAUCUACGACUCUAAUAUUGGAAAUUCUGAGUUUUUCCUCAGAAUAUUACCCCCUCCCUGGCUCCUUAAUUAUUAUCUUUUAAC